AUUUAAGAAACUAUUUACAACUAAAUAAUAAACAACUUACAUGGAAAGAAAGAAUUCAUAUUGCUGAAAAUAUAAUCGAUGAUAUUUAUUAUCUUCAUCAACAGGAUGCAAUUCAUAGAGAUCUGCAUUCGGGAAAUAUAUUAUAUCGUAAGUAUACCAAUGGUUGGUAUAUUGGUGAUCUCGGAUUUUGUGGGCCUAUUGAUAAACCUUUAAAAAGCGUAUAUGGAAAUAUUCCUUACAUAGCACCAGAAGUUGUGCUUGGAAAGAAAGUACUAAAGCAUCAGAUAUUUACAGUAUAG
Funneliformis geosporum is the source of this 299-nucleotide messenger RNA. The record is from the annotation of a GenBank genome assembly. Lineage: Eukaryota; Fungi; Glomeromycota; Glomeromycetes; Glomerales; Glomeraceae.